This is a messenger RNA of Candoia aspera, 3837 nucleotides long. Its product is annotated as hexosaminidase D-like. Bases 85 to 1788 code for a protein of 567 amino acids. NCBI's taxonomy places the organism in Eukaryota, Metazoa, Chordata, Lepidosauria, Squamata, Candoiidae. Gene Ontology annotation, molecular function: hexosaminidase activity. Gene Ontology annotation, biological process: carbohydrate metabolic process. The record is from RefSeq and is a predicted model, not a curated record. The transcript has 14 exons.
UGCAGCGCCGCCCGAGCCCGGAGCCGAGCAGCGCCGCCGCCGCCGCCGCUGCCGCAUCUGCGGCCUGCACCUGCCGGCCCAGGCAUGGCGCUUCACCGCAGCCAGAAGCUGAACCUGCUGCGUCUGGCAGUCCUCCUGACAGUGGCACUGGCUGGCAUCAAGUUCUUCUUCCGGGACAGCUUUACGCUGGACCAGCGCAGAGAAGUUAGCGGGGAAAGCCACUUCUGGGGUGGCGCUCAUGAGGCCAAGGAGCCGGCCGGCGCCCAGGAUGGAUCCUCCGUGCACAGGUUGGACCCCAAGUCUGCGGCUGGACCCUCCGGCCCGGAGCUGAGGAAACUCCCCCCCCGGGAUUUCAGCACCACGCAGCUGCGGCUGGUGCACCUGGACCUCAAAGGGGCGGCCCCCAAGGUGUCCUACCUGGAGCAGAUCUUCCCACUUUUCUCCAAGAUGGGGGCCAACGGGGUUCUGAUGGAGUAUGAAGACAUGUUUCCCUUUCAGGGAGAGCUGGAGGGCCUCAGAUCGCCCUAUGCUUACAGCGAAGAAGACAUUGUUAAGAUCCAAGAGCUGGCUGGACUCAAUAAGCUGGAAAUAAUCCCGUUAGUGCAGACCUUUGGGCACGUGGAGUUCAUCUUGAAGCACGACAAGUACCGGCAUCUGCGCGAGGUGGAGCGUUUCCCCAACAGCUUCAACCCCCACCUCCCAGAGACCCUGGCCCUCGUGAAGGCCAUGCUCACCCAGGUCCUCAGCAAGCACCCGCAGUCCAGCUGGAUACACAUUGGGGCUGACGAGGUCUUUCACUUAGGGGAAGGGAUGGAUUCGAAGAAUUGGAUGAGUCGCAACGGGGGCAAUACAGGCAAGAUGUACCUGAACCACAUCCGGGAGGUGGUGCACUUCAUUGCCGGCCAGCCCUGGGGGCUGCAGGUGUUGCUCUGGGAUGACAUGCUGCGGAAGGUUGGCAUCGCAGCCAUCCAAGAUUCCGGCAUUGCCAAACACGCUUCUCCCAUGCUGUGGUUUUACGCUCCAGACUUUGAUACGCAGCAAAUAGGAAGGUACAUCGAAAAAUACGCCGAGUGUGGCUUCCCAACCAUCUGGUUUGCGAGCGCCUUCAAAGGCACCACGGGCCCUGCCCAGGCCUGGACCCCCUUAAACACCCACCUGCAAAACCAUCUGCGGUGGCUGAAAGUAGUCAAAUCCAUGGAGAAGACGCCGUCCAUCCGUUUCCAGGGCAUCGUACUUACUGGGUGGCAAAGGUACGACCACUAUUCCGCCUUGUGCGAGCUGCUGCCCGUCGGGAUCCCCUCGCUGGCCGUGUGCUUGCAGACUCUGGUGAACGGAGGCUUCACUGACGCCACCAAGAGGAGAGUCCUCGCCAUCCUUGGCUUCCAGAACCUGCACCUGGAAAAGAACACAUGUGAAGGGACCGGGGCGUUUCCAGGCUCGGAUAUCUAUCGCAUGGUUGAGCAAGUGGAUGGCCAGCUGAAGGACUCUGUCGCCAAAGUCCUGGAGGAGGAGAGCUCCAUCAAGGGAUGGUUCAGCCCAUAUCACCGCAAGCAUCAGUUUGGCAACCCACGAAACAUGGAAAGUUUCGGCAGCAGAGUCCUCAAAGUCCACGAAGACUGGGAGAGUGUCAUCCAGACUCUGCGCUCACACAUGGAGAGCAUCUACUUUCCCGACACUGUGGAGGAAUGGAUGGAGGAAAACGUCAAUCCCCACAUGGACCGGCUGCGCGAAUUUGUCCGGGACUUCAAGGAAGUCAUCCGCCUCAAUGCCCGGCCCAAGAACCUCUAGGGAAGGGCCCCCUCCCAGGCACAAAGGGGGGGCCCAGCCCCAGUUCAGCCCAAGUUGGGUUUUUAAACUUGGGAGAACCUGAGGCUGCGGGGGGGAUCUUCCUUCCGGGACGGGGUCGAGCACCUCUUCUGGUGCUGCAGAGUUGGGCCACCAAAAUCUGUUUCCAGCCUUUCCAGCCAAUCUUGGCCAGGCCAGGAUGGGCCCUGAGGUGGAUUCCCCCCAACUUGGCACUCCCUCCCGCUGGAGAUGGAGAAUCUGUGGAACUGUUUGGAGGGGGAGUGGAAAUUCUAGUGGGGGGCUUGCCGGACAAAACAGUUGUGGUUUUGAUUUCCAUUCUUCUUCCUUUUCAACGUGGUUUAGCACUACCAAGACUGGUACUGUUGGCGACUGAUCUUCUCCACAGUGCUGCUCUUGGAUAGAGAAGGUGCCAUGGCAGGGUGGAAUGAUGGUUGCACUCCGACAGAGAUGGAGGUGGGAAUGUUGCUGAACUAUGUUGAAAAGGACCAAAGGGAAGGAGAACUCUCAUCUUUCCAGCACCAUCCUUUGAAAGUUGCUUCUGAUGCCUGAAAAUUGGUAGAUUAACUUUUUCGCCACUGAGAUUUGAAAUUCAUUCUCAUUUUCACCAAUGACAAGUUCUCAGUUUUGCUGGGGAAAAAAAAGAGACAAGUUAUGCUCUGCUGUAGCCAGGUAGUGGAAUGGUAGCAUCUUGGAGUGGUGGCAACAAACUUGGGGAAAGAGAUUUCAAGCAUUCCUUCUGAAUCCGUAGACCAGGCCAAAGACUUGUUCUUUGGUGGCAACCAGGUUCUCCAGAACAUGAGAUCAAGAAGGCAGCCCUGGGCCAAAUAUCCAUCCCACGCCUCGCUGCCACCCUCAGCCCCAUCAGGCAGUUCCCAAGCUCUCUUUUGUAGGUGUUACCCCUUUCAAAGUUCUGGCUUGCCAAGGGCCUGAAGCUGCCUGAAUUCUGCCUGGCAUCUAGCUUAAAUCUUCCUCAUGAGGAGAAGUGUGUGCCCACAGAAGACUGAAUGCCAUUUUAGGCUGUGAAUUUGUUUUCUCGGGGGAGCGGGAUUGGAUUCCCGUUUGCCACCCACUCUAGUGUUUUGGUGAGAUCCCUUCCCUCGCCCCUGCAGGGGGAGGAAGGAGCUAGACAAAACUGGAGACUCCAUGAGUUGGCUCCAAAGGCAGCACCCCCACCCCUCCGCUACUGAGUCCUCCUGCAGAGGGGGCCGUGUUCUGCCUGCUGCGGCAGCUCAUCCCAGGGUGGUGCUGGCUUGACUGGUUGCUGGGGUGGCACGGAGCAAUUGGUGAGCAUGUAACCAAGCUCCCUGAAAGAUGCCCUGUGGAAGCAGGCAGGCAUUUUGAAAAGGCAGCUGAGGAAGCAGCCAGGGAAGGCAACAGCUGGCCACCUUCAAGGGAGGGAAAUGCCAGCAGCUGCCUGGCGGAAGUGAGCAAAGCUGACAUGUUGCCAUGGCAGAAAAUGUCCUCCAGGGAGCCUCUGCUUGUCCUUAGAUCCUGCCUCUUCUCCCGCUGCUCAUCGCCAGCUUAGGGUGGGAAACAGGGUGGGCGCAAAGCAGGUACACCCUGCUCUCGUAAGCCCGCGGCUUUCCUCACAAUCCUGCUCCUGGCUACCUGUAAGUUUCCUUGGGGCAGUGGAGCAAGUAGCCCAAAGCUGCUGUUCAGGGGCCUCCCUCCUGCACCGCAUGUAAGUCUUUGGCCCGUGUAAUUGUGGGGCAGGCAUGGGGGGCGAGGCAUGAACCCCCCUUGCUGCCUUCCCCAGUGGGGGGUGGGGUGGGAUCUGGACUCCCCUUGUGCCUCUGUCCAGGAAAGCCAUGGGAGCUGGCUGACUCCGUUUCCCCCUUCUCAGAAGGGCCGUGCGGGAAAAGGGUGACCCUCCUCCCCUGAUGGUCGCCUCCCCCACCCCCCAGGAGAGGCAAUUGGGUUGCCGUAUCUGUUUUGAAUGGGGGCCUUGGAGUUACGUUGCUGUCUCGAAGGCUUAAUUGUACAAAGGGUUGCUGCUGUGGUACUAAGGGUGAUAAAAGUAUUUUUUUAUAA